Molecule: messenger RNA, 4225 nt
Organism: Thunnus maccoyii (southern bluefin tuna)
Lineage: Eukaryota; Metazoa; Chordata; Actinopteri; Scombriformes; Scombridae
Product: basic helix-loop-helix transcription factor scleraxis-like
Exons: 4
Coding region: 2826-3470 (214 amino acids)
Biological process (GO): developmental process; regulation of transcription by RNA polymerase II
Molecular function (GO): protein dimerization activity; DNA-binding transcription factor activity, RNA polymerase II-specific; RNA polymerase II transcription regulatory region sequence-specific DNA binding
Source: RefSeq, a predicted model, not a curated record
CUUAAAGUCUACAAAUAUACCCAGUCAAAUGUUUUCUGGCCUGCGGGCAACAAUUCAGAGAGAAAUGGAUACUGUGUGAGACUAGCCACACACUCAUGGGAGAUGCAAAUCAGAGGAAGAUCAUGCUAAUGCAUGUAAUGAUGGACCACAGUGAGUGAAGUAGGUUUUAGUGUAUUACACCACAAUGAAGCCCGCACAGAGUAGUGGGCAGUCAGAAAUAUAUUUACAGUACAGUAACACACAGUCUGGAAUUCAUCGAUAAAGAUAUUUUUGGUCCACUUUUAUUUAGGAUUUUAAAUGUCAAAGGUUACUGUUGAGGUCCUGAGGCACUGGUUGCAUGGAGGCAGAGUGCUUCCAAGACUGACAUGACAUGAUGUCAUGUAGAUCCAGACUGCGUCCCAGAUGUUCAGAGUUGACAGCCAGGCUACUGUUUUCAAGCACACUUGAUAUCCAGUGACCGGAAGUGUCAAGUGAUAGCAGCAGGAGAGUGGGUUCUGGGUUCUAAGCCAGUUCCAUCUGUUUCCCAGUCAACAAAAUAAUCAUUAAUGAAUCUCUUAUGAAACCUUUUUUAUCAAAUACAUUUAGCUAACAUUUCAUAUGCUGCUCAGCUCAAAAAUGCUAUUGAAACCCAUCCCCAUUUCUUUCUGAAGCAGGCACUUACAGCAUUAGAUUAUGGGUACGGUUUUGAAUUAAACUUUGCUGCCUUUUUAUUACAGUAUUUAGACAGUGGUAUGAUCCCCAUCUAUAGCCUACCCAUCAGUUUGCCUUCUCCGUCCUGACUGCUCCAAGCACUUUCUGUAUGUACUGCAAUCACCCACUGCAACCAACACUGGCAUGUGUUCAUACAGUCAAUACCACAGCAUAAACACUGUGACUGAGAUUGAAGGGUAGAGGUAGAUGUAGGAUAGGGGAGGCAGAGAGUGAUGAAUGCUGACUGUAACAUUGUGUAACUGACAGAUUAUUCAUUGUGCUAUUAGUUUUCAGCAGCAGCUUGCUGUUGCCAAUCUACACAAAAGACGCAUACCAGCAAUGGCAGUUGGGCUGAGAGUUUUCGAGGAAGACAAAUUGUUAAAGGGAGUGUAAGUGAGUAAAGUAGCAGCUCCCUUCCUACAAACCCCUGAGCCUCCCCUUCAUCACCAAAACACUCCACCCAAAAAUCUCAGUCCCAUGAGGUUAAACUACUUGCAGGCCCUCCAGCGUCACAGCUUUUACACAUAAAAGGCCUCAGCUAUGGCUGAAUAAACCCAGUUCCCGGCUUCAGCCACAAGCCCAGACCGAACCGUCAGCUUCCAGUGCUGCGGCUGCCCGCCUCCAAGCCUGCUGUCCAGGGACAAACGCAGCACAGGGGGGAGGGGGCCAAGAGAGGAAAAGACACAGGGAGAAAGGCAAACUCUUGCUUCACUGCUCAAGCUUCUCAGCUUCUUGCUGUCAAGAAAAUGGUUGAACAAAACAUCCGUUUUUACAAAGCCAAGUCCCAGUCGUACCUCUUGCUAGUAGCCUGCUCUGACAGAUGAAUCUGCAAAAAGGAAAGUUACUCAGCAUGGAAAACUGGACAAUAGGAGGAGACUGUUUGCUAAUGUGUCUGCACAACUGAUCGAUGUUUUUUAGAAGGAAUUUUAGAAGAAUAUGACAUUAAAUUAUGUUGGAUGAUUUGAUCAAGUUCUUUGUUAUGCAAACAACCGGUCUCCAACAAAGGUAAAUAAGGUGAGUUCCCAGAAUUUUGUCAUGUUUUUGCAGCAACAAAACCCAAAACACAGACAGAUUUAGAAUCAAGGCAUUCACUAUUUGCUCCGUCCAAGACCAUGGACACAUUACUCCUGUCAAAUGACAACAUUUUAUCUCUGUUUCAUUUCCUUUUUAAGACACCUUCCAAGAAAGUGAAUAAUAUGCAUACAAUAAUCACAUUGAUAUAAGUGUAUGUUACAGAGGGAUCCAUGGCCUAUAAGGUCACCAAACCCACCCAACAAAUCAGGGUGAUGCAAGUUCUGUUUUAGGGUGGAUUUCCCUUGAAACACACCAGUGUGCAGCCAAAACAAACUCCCGGUGAUGGUUUGCCUCUUGCCUCCGGUCGCUCUGGCCUGCUUCUAGACAGCAGACGAGGGACCCUCACUGCUCAGAGGGAGGAGCAGAGUUCUCGGCCCUCCCACCGGCUAUAAACCCAGAGGCAGACGGAAACACUCAGACAGCAGGCACACGUGUAGCAAAGAGGCAGAGAGAGAGAAGGAAAGAGAGAGACCAGUAGAGAGAGAGUCAAACUGCUGCCACAAGCUGGGAGUCGUUUUUGCUAUUGGGAUUGAAACACACAAAUAUAGAAACAAAGGACCAGCAAAGCGGUUUAGAGAAGUGAAGAAAAAGAGGACAAAUUUUGACUUCCACAUUUAACCUCAACAUGCCAUUAUAAUUCUGCUCUCUUCCAAAGGAUUAACUGACUGAGGAACUGAUCUUUGGGGAUGUGAAGUGUUUUUGUGAAUGAACUAAGAGAGAAAGACCAGAGGGACCUGGGACCUGCAGCCACCUGUGACACAGCAGCUCUGCGAUCAAGUCGCUCUUGUCUGCUGAUUUAGGAUCAACUUGCCGAUGCUUUACUGUUAGUGAAAGGAGGUUAUAAACCAAGCUUCACUCAGCAUAUGACUCACCUGGCUUAACAAAUUUUUACAAAAAAAGAGAAGUUGGGGGUCAAAAAACAAUUGGUGGUGGACACCUUUAGUCAGCAGCAUCAACUUUCUUAAGCAACCUCCAAUAACAAACUUGCAAGUUGAAGCUCAACAACCAGGAAAGUCUCCCCAAGAUUGACCUGUAGCUGUCAAACCGUUGUUACGGUGAAGAUGACAUUUGCCAUGCUGCGCACGGCACCUCCCGCAGGCCGCUUCUUGUACGGCGAUAUCGCCCUCCUCUCCGAAGAUGAUGAUGAGAACGGGAGUGAGGGCUCGGGCUCUGAGGAGCGCAACUCUGCUGCCUUCCGCCUGUCCUCCUCGUCCCCGUCUGCCUUUCACAUCAAGGUGAACAGGAAGAGGAAGCUGUGCGGGCUAGGAGGGGGUGGAGGUUGCGGAGGGAUAGGGGACAUUAUGGGGAGGAUUGGCCCCCCGGGCUCGACUGGCCCUGGUGAGGUUCGCCAGAGGACCGCAGCCAAUGCGCGGGAGAGAGAUCGCACCAAUUCUGUCAACACAGCAUUCACAGCGCUGCGCACGCUCAUCCCCACCGAGCCUGCAGACAGGAAGCUGUCAAAGAUCGAGACGCUACGUCUGGCCAGCAGCUACAUCAGUCAUCUGGGGAACAUCUUGCUCCUGGGCGAGGGGCUUCAUGACGGACAGCCCUGCCACGCCCCCUCACCACCGUUCUUCCACGUUAACUCCUCCCCCAACCGAGGAUCUGACCAAUCACCUCAACCCAAGCACAUCUGUACUUUCUGCCUCAGCAACCAGAGGAAAAUGAAUAAAGACAGAGACAGGAAGACAGCCAUCAGAAGCUAACAACGAGAAUACACACCACACGGAGAAAAUGCUUGUCACUUCGACAGCGCUGUCAGUGAUUUUUUUAAAUACUGCAACUUGAAGACUUAUCAGACUUGUGAUGCAUUUCAGAGACUUUUGAUGGACUUCUACAGCACUUCCAGGACUUUUUAAAUAAACUUUACAAAGCGUUUCUUUGUGUAGACUUUUUACAGUGCUUUACAGGAACUUUUUAGGGUACUUUUAAGGGGCUUUCACAUGCUUAUCAAGACCACGAAGAACCUUUUUACCAACACUUAUAAGGGGCUUUUUACUGUAUUGUUCCAAGACUCAAUGAUGGUUUAUUCAGAGUCUAAAGAGCUUAUGGCACAUGAUCGAAAAACACAAAAACCUAUGAAAGACAAAUUUGUAUUCAUCAAAAGCUGUGUGUUAUUAAUGUGUAAACUGUAAUAUAAAUGUAUAUUUAUGUGACAUAACAUUAUAUAAUGAAAGUAUGUUAUUUAACAGGCAUAUCACAUUCUUGACAAGAUGCAAAACAUUGGCUAAUCACACAGUUUAUGGCAUUCUUUGUGAUGGUUUCACACAAAAAACUAACAGAAAAUGCUGGAACUUUUGUGAUAUUGAUAUUUCUAAUAAUCAUUUUUGAAAGUGCCUCAUGCUGGAAAAUAACUCAAGAUGACCAAUAAAUUUUUUGUAUAUCUGGAAGUAAAUUUCAUUCAUAUGUUGGUUGUAUUUUGAACAGAUUGUACUCUCAACGUUGUCGUAAUUCUCCCCAG